Messenger RNA from Cannabis sativa, 1930 nucleotides. Its product is annotated as phosphoglycerate kinase 3, cytosolic-like. The coding region runs from base 205 to 1662 and encodes 485 amino acids. Gene Ontology annotation, molecular function: ATP binding; phosphoglycerate kinase activity; ADP binding. Gene Ontology annotation, cellular component: cytosol. The record is from RefSeq and is a predicted model, not a curated record. Gene Ontology annotation, biological process: gluconeogenesis; glycolytic process. Lineage: Eukaryota; Viridiplantae; Streptophyta; Magnoliopsida; Rosales; Cannabaceae. The transcript is spliced from 6 exons.
AAAAAGUUUAUGAUUGGGAAGUUGGAGAGAGAGAGUUUUGUUUUGAUUUGAUUUGAUGACAUAGUUGAAAGCAUCGAAAAUCUUGAGCCUCUCCUCAACGAUAAGAGAGUAAGAGAAACACAAACAAAUCCAACCAAUCAAACCACUCAUCAUCAUAUACACACACACACCCACACCAACACCACAACCUCACUUCACUCAUCAAUGGCUUCUGCAGCUACACCCACCACCGGCUUCUCCCUCCUCCGCCAAUCCACCACCACUUCCCGCACUCGUUCUUCUCUCCUUCAACUCUCACCCUCUUCCCUCCGUCUCCGCCCCACCACACUCCCUCGCCUCGGCUUCACAGCAGCCGACCCUCUUUUCUCCCACGCCGUCGCCUCCACGCUCCGCUCUUUCGGCUCCGCCAAUGGUGGUGGGACUCCGGUCAGGGGAGUUGUCUCCAUGGCCAAGAAGAGCGUUGGGGAUUUGGGUGCUGCUGACUUGAAAGGAAAGAAGGUCUUUUUAAGAGCUGACUUGAAUGUGCCUUUGGAUGAUAACCAGAACAUUACUGAUGAUACUAGGAUUCGUGCUGCCAUUCCCACUAUCAAGUAUUUGACUCAGAAUGGAGCUAAAGUCAUUCUCUCCAGCCAUUUGGGACGACCAAAAGGUGUGACACCAAAGUUCAGCUUGGCUCCUCUUGUUCCUCGUCUUUCUGAACUCCUUGGCAUUCAGGUUGUGAAAGCUGAUGACUCCAUUGGCCCUGAAGUAGAGAAGUUGGUGGCUUCACUUCCUGAUGGUGGUGUUUUGCUUCUUGAAAAUGUGAGGUUUUACAAGGAGGAAGAGAAGAAUGAUCCCGAACAUGCUAAGAAGCUCGCAUCAUUGGCAGAUAUUUAUGUCAACGAUGCCUUUGGAACUGCUCACAGAGCUCAUGCCUCAACUGAGGGUGUUACAAAAUACUUGAAGCCAUCUGUUGCCGGUUUUCUCUUACAGAAGGAACUUGACUAUCUUGUUGGGGCAGUAUCAAACCCGAAAAGGCCUUUCGCUGCCAUUGUUGGUGGUUCUAAGGUCUCGUCAAAGAUCGGUGUUAUUGAGUCACUACUAGAGAAGGUUGACAUCCUACUUCUCGGUGGAGGAAUGAUCUUUACAUUUUACAAGGCACAAGGCCUUGCAGUAGGUUCUUCUUUGGUUGAGGAAGACAAACUAGAUUUGGCGACAUCACUCAUUGAGAAGGCGAAAGCCAAAGGCGUUUCUCUUUUGUUACCCUCUGAUGUGGUGAUUGCAGACAAGUUCGCCCCCGAUGCAAACAGCAAGAUUGUACCUUCAUCUGCCAUUCCCGACGGGUGGAUGGGAUUAGAUAUUGGUCCAGACUCCAUCAAGACAUUCAAUGAGGCACUUGACACUACUCAAACCAUCAUUUGGAAUGGACCUAUGGGUGUUUUCGAAUUCGACAAGUUUGCUGCUGGAACUGAGUCUGUUGCAAAGAAGCUAGCAGAGCUUAGUGGAAAGGGAGUAACUACAAUUAUUGGAGGAGGAGACUCAGUUGCGGCCGUAGAGAAAGUAGGAGUUGCCAGCGUGAUGAGCCACAUUUCAACCGGUGGGGGUGCCAGUUUGGAGUUGUUGGAAGGGAAAGAACUCCCCGGAGUGCUUGCUCUCGAUGAGGCCACACCAGUAGCUGUGUGAGAACCGAACCAUCUUAUUAAUUUCCUUUUAAUUAUUCUUGAAUGUUUUUAUCUGAGUUUGUAAACAAAAUGUGGUAGAGGGAGAUUUGUUGAUGUUGUUGUAAAUGUUCAUUGUUGCCUAUUAAGGUCCCAUUCUCUUCUUCCUCUCUCCCCUACUAUAUUAUAUUAUAUAUUAAGAAAAAAAGAAUGAAGAAAUAACUAGUCUACUGCAAGAGACUGUAGAGUUACGAGGAGAGUUAUUCUAUCUAAUAAAAGUGAUCUUUUUGCCA